AUGAAUCGGGAAAAUGAAGAACAGCGACCAGUGUCCCAAACACUGUGCGGAGCGUUGCAAAAGGAGCCAAAUUGCAAGUGUCUGGUGCUGUCCGUGUUAAUAUACGGAUGCCUUGCCGCAGUGACGUGGUGUAGAUGCGCGAAUGUCACCAAGGUCGUAAUCAAUUUCUCGAGGUACCCGAUUAAAAGCACGAGACACGUGUCUCCCUGCGACGAUGGCUACAUUUACAUUCCCGUGGCGUUCAUGGGGAUGCUGUACCUGGUCUACCUAGUGGAGUGUUAUCACUCGCCGAUCAGAAUCGACUUGUUACACGCUGAGAGCCAGGAUAGUGUGCUGUCCAAGAUCUUGCAGUUGAAGUCCGCACAACCGACCAUAUGGUGGAAGGCGGUUUCGUACCACUACGUGAGACGAAAACGUCAAAUUACGCGGUACAGAAACGGGGACAAUUACACGACGACGCAGGUCUACUAUGAGAGGAUAAACACACACGCUGCUACGUCCUUUUACUAUUACGACUACUGCGGCGUGAAGGACAUCAGCAAGGAGCUGAUAAUGGAUCCAAAGGUACCAAUUACGAAGAUUAAUCUAAGCAAAGGGUUCGCCUUCUCGAAUAUGAGAUCAGCGACAGAGUUUGAAGAAGCCAGAUCAAGAUUCUUCGCGGAGCAAGAGCUAAGAGACGAUUAUAUGGAAAUGCGAGAAGGUCUGGAUUUGGGAUACAAUCCAAAUCCUACGACUUUGGUGGCUGUCCUUGGCAACCCUUGGUUCACUAAUCGCUACGUCUACUGGUGCCUCAGUGCUCUGUUGCUCAGCUGGCCUUUGAGAGUGAUCAUAGAGUACAAAACGCAAUAUGCUGACUAUCAGAUCACCAAAUUAUUCGGAAUAAACUACGACACACCAAGUGGAAGCGAACCAAUCCACGCGUCCAUGAGCCAGCAGACCAUCAAUCAACCAGGCUCCUACAUGCUAGCUCCUAGCUACAGCGAGGCACUUCUGAUGGAUCCAGCACCUGACCAACGUCCAGCAGAGUCUCAAGUAACAAGCAUAACCGAAAUGGUGCCGAGUUACUCAGAAGCUUUGCUCUAUCAGCGUGCAGAGCAAGGCUGCAUCAUCAAUGAGGAAGUAAACGAGGAUGGAAACCGUCGACUAGCAUUACGCGAAUGUUCCUGUCCCUGUCACGCCAAUGCCUCCACCUUCGAGAUGAAUGUAUUAGAAGAAGGAACCGGACAAGAAGAAAACAGCGGACAAUCCAACGAACAGGUAAGGCAACCACUGAUAGAAACCUCCGUCGAAGUUCAUCCAUCAAGUUGCACGUUAAUCAGCGAAACAGAGAAUGGAAAAUGUGGAAGUUGUGGGAAAUUCUUGGUGGAAGCUCAGUUAGAGAGUUCAGAGAUAUCCAGAAGCGAGUUGAAUAUCGAAAAUCCCGGUACAAGUUCGACACAGAGAAUUCACAGUAUGAGAAAAGGGAUGACGGCUAAUUUGAUGCCUCGAGACAUGUCUGAACCGAAUCUCAGAUCGAGGACAGAACUGAUAGAAGCUGAUACUAAGUUCUUGAAAUUGAAUGGACAAAGUUUGAGGAAUAUUCUGGAGAGUGACCAGGAAGAGGAGUUUAAUAUCGAGAAUAGAAUGCAAGAGAUGAGACAGGCUAAAGUAAAUGAUUCAACCAGGGGAAAUAAGUUCAGAUUCUCCCUUUGUUCACUCGACGAAACUAGUUCCAGAGCAACUGUAGAUGCAAGCAGAGGUGCAAUACCUAAGAGGAUAAACAGCAGAAGCAGAGUGAUAGCGAAUCCUAUGUCGAACGAGAGUGGCACGUUGCCAGAUUCGAAGACUUAUUUCUGUUUGAAGUCGAUUCUCAAGCAGAAUAAGAGAAGGUACACGUUGAUUACCGCGAGGGAGCUUCAGAAUUUCUCUGAUAGGGAGGACGAUGAAGUAGACAGGCGUUUGGAGAAUCGAGCGUCUUAUCACGAAGGAUGCACUCCAGUUUGUGCUUCUUCGAGCAACGAUGGAGGAAAGUUCAAUCUAUUUUCGAGAUCCAGGGAGAGUUUGGAUGGGGUUUUGGGAAAGAGGAAGAGACAAUUCUUGGAGAAUAUUUCCACGGAGAAGGGUGAAGAUGGAGCAUUGAAACGUGAGAAUACCAGAACUCUCAUCUUCGCCAGUCCCAUACAAGAAGUCUGUCCAGGCGACCCCUUCGGAGGAAAAGACGUGGUCCGUACCAGACAAGAGGUCGAUUCCACUCCUACAGAAGAAUCACCAAACCACACAGUCCUCACUCAACUAGGACGUUCCUUAGCCUGUGACCGGAUGUCCUCGAGACGUCGCUUCCAAGACUCGCGCAGACAACGUUAUUCAGACACUUCUCAUCCUUCCUCUUUCUCUUGUCCACCAGAUCGUCAACAUCCUUAUCCAUAUGCCUUCUCAGCUUCCACAGACGCCGUAGACAAUAUAGAUUUCAGCAAGAACCAAUCAUCAGCUCGAGUUUACCAACAUGCAACCUCUUUUCCACCUUAUGAAGGAUCGACCUCGAAUCGUAAUGAAAAAUUCGCUGAUCAAGCGACUGCAGUCGAUAGAAUCUCUCCAGAAAAUGUUUCUAGAUUACCGACUAAAGGUGAAUUGACUCGUUCGUUAACAGAAAGACGAACGAGACCAGUCAGACAAAAUGUGAACUUCCGUCGAAGUUUCACUGGAAGAGUGGAGGAUUACAGAAUGGAGAAUAACAAAUGGGCGAAUCUGAACAUGGAGACGUCGUUAUAA
Molecule: messenger RNA, 2748 nt
Organism: Habropoda laboriosa
Lineage: Eukaryota; Metazoa; Arthropoda; Insecta; Hymenoptera; Apidae
Exons: 8
Coding region: 1-2748 (915 amino acids)
Source: RefSeq, a predicted model, not a curated record